AUGGGUCUUAUGAAUUCGUUGUUGCCGUUUCGUAAGAGUGUGCAUUUCAGAGGGGGACGUGGGGAACAUGGGAGAGGGAAGAUGCAGAGUGUAGCUAAAGGAGAUAGUGUUGUGGUGAAAGUGGCUCCUGGGACGGUGGUGAGACAGGCUAGAGGCAAAGAGCGUUUACUAAAUGGAAGAAGAAAAAGUAACACACUAUUUGUUAAAGCUGGUGAUGGAGGGAACGGUGUGGUGGCGUUUAGGAGAGAAAAGUUUGUUCCUUUUGGUGGACCUUCUGGUGGAGAUGGAGGGAGAGGAGGGAAUGUAGGGGGACGUGGGGAACAUGGGAGAGGGAAGAUGCAGAGUGUAGCUAAAGGAGAUAGUGUUGUGGUGAAAGUGGCUCCUGGGAUGGUGGUGAGACAGGCUAGAGGCAAAGAGCGUUUACUAAAUGGAAGAAGAAAAAGUGUAAGAGAGCUUGACUGCUAA
Camelina sativa (false flax) is the source of this 465-nucleotide messenger RNA. The record is from RefSeq and is a predicted model, not a curated record. Lineage: Eukaryota; Viridiplantae; Streptophyta; Magnoliopsida; Brassicales; Brassicaceae.